AUGGAUAACGAAAAAUUUGAUCUCGAAGACUGUGCUACCCCAAUUGCGACUAUCACUAUUCGCAACAAAGAAUCGUUGUUUUCCAUUAACCUAACUACCAACGAAAGAUGUGUAAUGUUGACUGGACUUCAAAAAAAUCAUUUUGAUGAAUUAUGCAAGUUGAUGAAAUACAAAAACGGAUAUUACAGUGUAAACAGAGAAAGUGAAGUUGAAAGAACUCUUGGAAAGUUCACAGGCACAAUACCAAAUACUAAAGUAGUCACUCUUAACAAGAAAAACCAACUCACUUAUGAAGAUCUGCUACUAUUGUUACUUACUCAAUUACAUGGUGAUUACAGGUAUAAAGAAUUGUUUGAAUUCUUAAACAUUGAAAUCAUUUCACCAGACAACUACGAAAAUGAAGUGAACGAGAUUAAAAACAAAAGAAGAAAAGAAUCAAAUAUAUCUAAGUGGCUUGAUCUGGCACUCGACUUGUUUAGUGAAGCAAUGAAAACAAUAUUUAUCGACUCUGUGUUAAAAUGUGCAGAAUGUACACGAAGCUUCGAUAUUGGUAGAUCAGCUGCUUUCGGAAAAUAUAUACCAGAGUUAAAGCAAGUGUUUUUUUGCAGUUGA
Entamoeba invadens IP1 is the source of this 612-nucleotide messenger RNA. RefSeq lists its product as hypothetical. The record is from RefSeq and is a predicted model, not a curated record. The transcript has a single exon. Lineage: Eukaryota; Evosea; Mastigamoebida; Endamoebidae. The coding region runs from base 1 to 612 and encodes 203 amino acids.